Messenger RNA from Xyrauchen texanus (razorback sucker), 3889 nucleotides. Its product is annotated as peroxisome proliferator-activated receptor gamma coactivator-related protein 1-like. The transcript has 13 exons. Gene Ontology annotation, biological process: positive regulation of transcription by RNA polymerase II. The coding region runs from base 6 to 3248 and encodes 1080 amino acids. The record is from RefSeq and is a predicted model, not a curated record. Gene Ontology annotation, cellular component: nucleus. Lineage: Eukaryota; Metazoa; Chordata; Actinopteri; Cypriniformes; Catostomidae. Gene Ontology annotation, molecular function: transcription factor binding; RNA binding.
UCAAAAUGGCGGCGACGCAUGGCGUGAAACUUAAGUAUUUAAAGUGUGAUUUCAUGGAUAGUGCCGCAACAGACGCGUCUCCGGAAGAUCAGGGGGAGUUUGGAAAAAACAAUGUCUCUAUCUUUGAUCUGGAUGUUGGAAGGACCUCGGAGUCCAUAUAUGGAAGCCUGGAUCCUUCCAUUUUAUCCAUCUUUCAGGAGAAGACAUCGGCUCACGAGGUGUGUAACAGAAUGGAUGCAGAGAGUGAAGCGUCGUUGCUUUCCGCUCUGACAGAGAUUUUAGACAGCGUGGAUGUGGAGACGCUGUCGCCAUUCGACACUCUACCAGACUCUGAGAUAUUUUCAGCUCAAAAAGGUCCUAACCACACGCUAAGGAAGUUGCUUCAUUUGACACAGUCGUCUCAUGAUCGGACCGCUUCUGUUCGAGACCCAAAAUUCUCUCCGUCACCAGUCUCAAAGUCAGGAAGAGAGGUUAUAAUUUCAGACAGACAGUUGAGGCCUCGUCGCCACCUGGGGACUCAAAGCUUGACUCCACAGCGAAGUGGCGGUGAGAAGAAUCGGAGGGAGUCCAAGAGUCGUCCCGUGAGAACAUUCCGGCUUGAAUCCGACACAAUAUUUCCACAUGACGAGCUUGAAUUCCUUGUCGAUGUAGUAAGACACAUGCACCCGUACUGCAUCAGGACUGAUCUCGAGGAACACACCAGAAAUGCUGAUGUCCACAUGACCUCAGAGGAGGACGAGGAGGUGUUUGUUGAUGUUGAGGGUUAUGAGGAACAUGAGGAGAACAUUCUGGACCAACAAGAGCUGAAUCCAAAAGCAAGUGGUUCAACUCUGAUAUCUGUUUCAGUCAUGGAUCCGUAUCAAAAUUCAGUGAGAAAGUGUCCCACUGGCCACUUUAACACCCAGGAAGAAAACAGCAUGAUAUCUUUGCACGAAAAUGUUACCAAGAUGCCAAAACGCAGUGCUUUAGUCAAAAGUGAUGUAGGUCGGACAAAGAAAACUGUAAGCUUUGCUGUAAAUUUAACCUCCGUUUAUGAGAUUCCACUUGAUGACGAGGAACCGGAAUCCAAUUUGCCGAGAUCACCAUCGUUGAAUGACAGUGUGGAAGAAUAUUCUAGCCCUGGGUGCAACUACUCUGAAACCACAUCCUCUGAAAAUGAUCAAAAGUGUGACAUCACUUCCCCUCAGAAGCCCAAAUCCCUCAGUCUGCAGCAGUACCGCCUCCUCAGACAGAAAAAGCAACUUCCUCUGGAGGAACAACUCAUGGACCAUCGAACAAAAUGGCCUUCUGUUCCCUACGUUCCCAGGGAACUUUUGUCCAUCUUGCCGGACUUGAAACCCCAGCUGAUGAACUUACAAACACAUGAGAUCUCAAAACGAGCAGCUGUUCAUGUGAAGAUAUCUGCAUGCAGGCCAAGGGAACUUGCACGCUCCACAUGCAGAGAUGCCGUGAAGGUCAAGAACGUGGGCAGAACAUCUGUAGAUCUUUGCGUUGAUCCACCAAAUCCUGCCAUAGUGCCCCUGAAACCCACACGACAAGAGCCAGAUGGAGUUACAACACCUUCUAAAAUAAUGACAUCACAUGAAGUUCAUGUCACCGACCAGCAGACUGAUAACGCCAACAUUCUACAACCCCAAACACAAGCAGCGACUGUGGGCACCUCAGAAGUGAAUCAUUCUGAUUCUUUGGCAUCAAAGACAGAUAUUUGCGUUUCUUGCAUCGCUGAGGUCACACCCAUUUUUGACCUUGUCUCAGUGGCCAUCAAACCCAGAACUUCUGUCUCGGGGUCGCUUACGAGAACCAAACCAGAACCGUCGGCUCAGAGGAGACUGAUGUCUGUUCUGAUGCCCAGCGGAGGAGAGCAGAGCCAGACCACAUCUGGUGAAAUCGGUAUAGAGGCCACAGACUUGACAAGUCUUUUGGAGCAGUUUGAAACUCAAGACGGGCACAUGCUUCCAGAAGUUUCUCCAGAUGAGCGCCAGGACCGAUCACAGCACUGUAGACUCACAGAUCUGAGCAGCACUGCAGGACUAACCCCACCAGCAACACCACCUCAUCAGAUCUGGAGACCCCUGUUGCCUGUUAAGGGCAUGAAACAUGAAUCUAUGAAGUCGUCACCCAGUAAAACCAUUCAGAUCAUUGAGCCUCGCCCGCUGCCAGCCAGUAAAACUCAUUCAAAACCUCCAUAUCCCACCUGCAGUCCAGUCCCAAACCCUGCCCUAGUGUGCAUGGACCACGACUACUGCGCAACUCGGGACACUUCAAAUCAGUGCAGUAAGUCGUCACAUUCAGAUAUGGAUGCACGUUCAAACCUCACUAACCUGAAAGAGUGGAGAAAUCAUUGUAAUGAGAGUACUUUGUCAGAGGCGCCGUGUCUCUCUGGUUCAGUGCUGCUCUCUCCAGACAGCUCCCCCUGCAGGAUGGGCACGUUUGAACGGGCGGAGUCUCUGAGGGGGCGGUCCUUGCGGUUUUCCCCUCGGUCACCCAGCCCACCAGACCAGGGAAGGGGGCGGAGGAGGAGGCGGGGUUACGGCGGCCGAUACCAGCGCUCCAGUUCCAGGUCGUCUUGCUCUUCUUGUUCUUCAUUUGCUUCAUCAUCUUCAUCCUCUCGUUCCAGGUCUCGAUCUCCACUGAGGAAGAGGUUCAGGUAUUCUGGGAGCAGUUCCUCAUCGCGCUCUAGUUCACGAUCAUCAUCUCGCUCUCCUCAACGCAAGCGUGGACGUCACUUCUCCAGAUCUUUGUGUCGUUCUCGUUCUGGUUCGCGCUCACCUAAACCGGAUUGGAACGAUAAUCACUGCAGAUGGAAGAGUCGUAGACAGAAGGAACUGAACCGCCGACAUGAAGAGGCUCGUAAAAUAAGCCAACAGAAAGCUAUUGAGGAGCGCAGGGUCGUGUACGUGGGUGGUAUUCGUAGAAGUAUGUUGCCCUCUGACCUCAAAGAUCGAUUCUCGCUGUUCGGGAAAGUUGAGGACUGUACAGUCCAUCUCAGGAGUCACGGAGAUAACUAUGGUUUUGUCACAUACUACAAUACAGACGACGCUUUCAACGCUAUUGAGAAAGGCAGCAAACUGAGGCGUCCAGAUGAACGGCCCUUCGACGUCUGCUUUGGUGGCCGACGGCAAUUUUGCAAAUCCAACUAUGCAGAUUUAGAUUCCAACCGGGACGUUGACCCGCCAUCCAAGAGCCUCUGUGACCCGCUGGACUUUGACACACUACUGAAACAGGCAAAGAGAGGGAUAAAGAGUUAGCAGCAAAGAAGAUGAUGAUAUCCCGAUAGAUGAAGCAGAGACUAUAGCAUUACCUCACUGCAUUGACAACAUCUCAACCGAACAGCUAAACUGCUUUCGGCUGGUGACCAUCUUGAAGAAAUAAUUGAAAAAGAAAAAUCAAUUUUGGGGUGAACUUAUUUUAAAUGACCAGUAAAACCAUUUAAAUCUUAUUGAUGCUGACAGAAUGUUUAUAUUUGAGUGAAGAGACUGACGAUGUAGAUUACCACAGAAACUCAUUUCAAUCCGUCCCUCAGUUAAGUUGUAAAAACAAAGAAAUUUUUUGACACAGAUGAACACAAUGGAAGUCUACAGGGUAAACGUACAGAUAAUGUGGGUCGAGCACAUCCCAGAAUAUUCCUUCAAGCUGAUUUGAAGCAGGGACACUUGCACUUCAAUUUGCUGAAAGGUUUCAGUUAAAACCUUCUGUUGAAGUACUUUUUUGUUACAAAAAAAUAUAUAUAUAUAUAAUAUACAUAAUGUAAUGGUUUUAAAAGAUGAUAUAAUCAUCGGGACAUAAAACUAAUUUAAAUAAUGUGUAGUUUGUCUUCUAUAAGUGAGGGGUUUUUAAGUGAUAUCAUAAAACGUGUUCUUUCAGUUUGAAUGAUGAUGCAUUAUCUUAA